CUCGCACAAACCGCGGCGACCAUGGCCGCCGCCUCCUCCUCGCCGGAGCCCUCGCCGCCGGUGGGGACCGCUUCCCCGGUGCUCAGCGUGCGAAUCGUCUCCCUCGACUACUACAUGGCGCCGCCCCUCCCCGGAUUCGACUUCUCCUACAGCCAGUUCCACGGCGCGGAGGUGGAGGAGGUGCCGGUGAUCAGGAUCUAUGGCUCCACUCCCGCGGGGCAGAAGACUUGCCUCCACAUCCAUCGGGUCCUUCCGUUUUUGUAUGUACCUUGCACAGAGGACUUUCUUCAUGACAUCGAAAAAGGUAAUUCAUAUAUAUCUGGUCUACUGAGUGACCUUGAGAAAGCUUUGCAGUUUCGUGGCUCAUCAAAAAAGAAGCAUGUGCAUGGAUGUACCCUUGUUCGAGCAAAAAAGUUGUAUGGCUAUCAUACAUCUGAGGAGCUUUUUGUGAAGAUCUACUUAUAUUAUCCUCGUGAAAUUUCUCGAGCUGCAGCCCAUCUGUUGGAUGGUGCUGUUCUUAAUAGAGUAUUCCAACCUUAUGAGUCCCACAUUCCAUAUCUUCUUCACUUUUUGAUUGACUACAACUUGUAUGGAAUGGGCUAUGUACAUGUCACAGACUUCAAGUUCCGCACUCCAUUGCCAGAUGAUUUUCGUCCUAAGUCAUCUCUUCACUGCAAAGUGGACUGUUCCACUGAAUCAGGGCAUAGGGUACAUCAGGAUAACGUAGCAACUAGAAAGCCAACAGUCUGGAUAUCUUCAACAGUACCACAUUCUUUAGUACUGGGCAAUUCAGCCACUUACCGUUGCAUGGAAGGAACAAAUUGGAACAUAGCUAAUCGACAUAGUUCUUUGAUGCUUGAAGCUGACGCGAGAAUAGAAGGCAUCCUAAAUGAAAAGUGUAAGAUGUACACUUCCCUUUCACAAGCUACUGCUGAUAGCAAAAUGGUUCGGUCACUUUUAUCAAUUUGGGAGGAACUUGAGCACUUAAGAUUGCUGGAAGAACCAAAACCUGUUGAUAUGGGCAGCAGGCCUUUGCAGGAUGCUGUUCUUAGAAGUUUUCUUCAUGGUAUUAAAUAUGAGAGCGCCCUUUCUAUGUUGUGUCCAAAGGAGGAAAUGUCCUAUCACAAAGUUCCUACCAUGGAAGAAUCUGAAAAGCAAGAAGAAUGCUUAAAAUCAUUGAAUGACAUUAUUGGGACUAUCACAUUUUCACAGAAUGACUACUACUCUAUUAUCGAUAGUGAUAAUUCUGCGGGCACUCAAGAGGAGAAGCAUAUCACAAAUGUUGCAUGUUUAGAGUCAUCGAAACAAGUAUCUUUUGAGAGAAACAGUCAGUGCCCAGUGUCAUCAUCUGCUGCUCCAAGAACAUCAUCUCAAUUUGUAUUUGAAGAACAUGAAAAGCGUGUGGAUGCUGAAGCCCUUGGCCUUCUAGGCUGGCUGGCCUCCUCACAAGCUGCAGAGGAACCAACAACUGAUGAUGAGUUAGUCAAUGAAGCCAUUCUCAGCCCUUUGUUUUCCAAGAAGUCCAUUGCAGUUGCCUUAGAGUCUGCGCAGCUGGAUUUUGAUGGUGCUUCUCAGCAGGAGUGCCAGGAUAUUCUUGAUUCAAUUGAACCUGUGAAUGGAGAAGAACAGCCAAAUGAUCAGAUGUCUUCCCGCAAUUCUGUGAAGAUCGAUGAGAGUAGUUCGGUGAGCAACAGUAUUCCUCAGCUUGAUGGGUCAUCUGAUGAAAACCAAGAAGUUCCGCAGGAAGAUGGUAAGUGUAAAAUCAGCAGGAAAAGGGCAGAAUUGCCUAGUUACUCAUCUCCUCAAAGUAGUUCAAAAGCUAGUAAGCGUGGAGGAAAUGAACUUCUCUGGGGCUCUUUGCCACUUUCCAGUAAAAAGAUGUCAGGCAUAGAUGUUGAUGGUCAUGUUAAAACCUCUUCAAGUUGUGCAGUGCCAACUAAGAAGGGGCUAAGUGCUUCUUUCAUGAGUAGAGAUGGAAAGAACUCUCGUGAUACCACAGAUAAGGUUGACACAGAAUCUUCUACUCCAACAGGUGAACAUGACCCACCGUGUCAUUCUGUGAGAGACUUGAUGAGGAGGAGGAGAUCUUUUCGGUCUGAUCAAUUGGAAGUUGGUAAUUCCGGAGAUGCAACACACAUCAUUCAUAAAGAGAAUGAAAUUGUGAAUUCAGAGAGACUAGAAUUGCAUGAUCUGUCGAGUGAUCUUAAUUCUGAAAUGAAUUGUUCUGGUGGUCAAUAUUUGCAUAUGACCUUUGCACAGAAGCCUCCAAUGAAGAAUGAAGUAUUAUGUUGUUUGGAGGGCUCUUCAGCAGGCAGUGAGCUGCCUCAAUCUUCUAAACUGGGAUUGGUUGAUAUUCCUCCGUAUUUCAAUCAGAAUGCUGAAGAGAAUAAGAAAAAAGAAGCAUUUCAACACAUGGAAAAUAGCGGGUUUUCAUGGGAUACAUUGGGUGUUCCAAUUCAUUUCCAAAAUGAUGGAUCAGCCGUAUAUUUGCUGACACAUGCAUUUUUGCCACCAUCCGCGGUAGCCGUGGGCCAGUGGUUAACCCAAAAAUCUUCUUCUGUUAGUGCAUCUGGUGCAGGUCAUUCGAAUUAUGGCGAGAAAGUAUUUGUUGAUCAGGAAGGACCAAACAAUUCUGCUCUUUCACCAUAUAUGGGAGGUCCUGCUUUGAUGGAAGAUUCUCCUGCACCCAAAUUGGCUUUGGAUCAUACCACUACAAUGUUUACUGAUGAUAUAGUUAUGAUGGAACCAGAUCCUUCCAACCAAGAAAUUAAAAAUCUGGGUGACGGGCAUGACUAUUCCCAGAUCUCAGGUGGAGACGAGAGGGAUAAACUCACACCCCUCAGUCAAAUUGGAUUCCGAGAUCCUGCUAGCACCGGUGGUGGACAACAAUUGACUAUAAUGAGCAUAGAGGUAUUAACAGAAAGCAGAGGAGAGCUGCGUCCUGAUCCACAAUUUGAUGCCAUAAAUGCUGUAUCACUGGCCGUUGAGGAUGAUGUUGACAAUUCUAUUGAAGCUCAUGUGCUUAUACGUGGAAACAAUGACAAUUCACACAGGAGGAGAAACCUGGACGGAGUCGCCCAUUGCAAUGUAAAUGUAUUUCAUGGAGAGAGGGAACUUUUGAACCAUCUUAUUAAUGCAAUAUGUUCAAUUGAUCCAGAUAUUUUAGUUGGAUGGGAGAUUCAGUUAGGAUCUUUAGGAUUCCUUGCUGAAAGAGCUGCUCAUCUGGGUAUAGGCUUACUGAAAAGAAUUUCAAGGACGUCACCGCAUCAGAUGAAACAUCCACCUAUGAACCCAGUGGACGAAUCUAGUCAGGAGCUUCCUGGAGCAUCUUCUGCUCCUGAUGUUAUUGAUGAUACUAGUGAUAACAAUUGGAGUUAUACACAUUCUAGUGGUGUACAUGUUGAUGGAAGAAUCAUAUUGAACUUAUGGCGUCUCAUGCGUGCAGAAGUUAAGCUUAAUAAUUACUCCCUUGAGGCUGUAGCUGAUGAAGUUUUGAGGAGGAAGAUACCAUUAAUACCAGCCAAGAUAUUGAAUAGAUGGUUUGCAACAGGUCCUGGACGAGGAAGAUACCGAUGCAUAGAAUAUGUUAACAACAGAUCUUAUCUCAACCUUGAAAUAUUGAAUCAACUUGACCUGGUAAACCGGACAUCUGAACUUGCCCGUGUAUUUGGUAUUGAUUUCUUCUCUGUUCUUUCUCGAGGUUCCCAGUUUCGUGUUGAAUCUAUGCUCUUGAGAUUGGCUCAUACACAAAACUACCUUGCAAUUUCCCCAGGAAAUCAACAGGUUGCUUCUCAGCCAGCCAUGGAAUGCUUGCCACUUGUAAUGGAACCAGAGUCAGCUUUCUACUCUGACCCAGUUGUUGUAUUGGACUUCCAAUCCCUUUAUCCCUCCAUGAUAAUAGCAUAUAACUUAUGUUAUUCCACAUGCUUGGGUAAAGUUUUCCCAUCGAAGUCAAGUAUACUUGGUGUCAGCUCGUAUUCAGCAGAUCCACAGAAAAUCGCUGACCUGAAAAAUCAGCUGCUGCUGACUCCAAAUGGUGUCCUGUACGUGCAACCGGAGGUGAGGAAAGGUGUGCUUCCUCGUCUUCUGGAGGAGAUACUAUCAACACGAAUUAUGGUGAAGCAAGCAAUGAAGAAGUUGUCUGCAUCUCAGAAGGUUCUGCAGAGGAUUUUCAAUGCACGCCAACUUGCUCUGAAGCUGAUAGCUAAUGUAACAUAUGGUUACACAGCUGCUGGAUUCAGUGGUCGUAUGCCUUGUGCAGAGCUUGCAGACAGCAUUGUCCAGUGUGGACGUAGAACACUUGAAACAGCCAUAUCAUUUGUCAACCAGCACCCUUUAUGGAAGGCUAGAGUUGUAUAUGGUGAUACUGACAGUAUGUUUGUUCUUCUAAAAGGGCGUUCUAGGGAAGAAGCAUUUAGAAUAGGAAAGGAGAUUGCCUCUGCAAUAACUGCGAUGAAUCCGGAUCCAGUCACAUUAAAGUUUGAGAAAGUUUAUCAUCCAUGUUUUCUUCUUACGAAAAAAAGAUAUGUUGGCUAUAGCUAUGAGAGUCCAGAACAAAAAGAGGCAAUCUUUGAUGCAAAGGGGAUUGAAACAGUGCGGAGAGAUACAUGCCCAGCAGUUGCAAAGAUUUUAGAGCAAUCUAUUAGAAUAAUGUUUGAAGAACAAGACUUAACCAAGGUUAGGUCAUAUUUGGAUCGUCAAUGGACACGGAUAUUAUCAGGGAAAGUUUCUAUUCAAGAUUUCAUUUUUGCUAAGGAAGUUCGACUGGGUACUUACAGUGGAAGGGCUUCCUCACUGCCACCUGCAGCUAUUGUGGCAACAAAAGCAAUGCUGUCCGAUCCUCAGGCAGAACCUCGCUAUGCAGAGAGAGUGCCAUAUGUUGUAAUCCAUGGGGAACCAGGGGCCCGGCUUGUAGAUAUGGUUAUUGAUCCUUAUGGCCUGCUAGAAGUUGGGUCUCCAUACAGGUUAAAUGCAUUGUAUUACAUAAUCAAACAGAUUAUCCCUGCACUGCAACGUGUGUUUGGACUCGUUGGUGCUGACCUAAAUAAAUGGUUCAGUGAGAUGCCUCGCCCAAUAAGGGAAACACUUGCUAAACGUCAGUCUGUUUCUGGUCAUGAUAGCAGUUUCAACCGGUUAGGGUUAAAUAAGAAAUGGUACAGCAAAGGAAGCAGGAUAGAUACUUACUACAUGUCAAGCCACUGUACAAUUUGUGGUGAAAUAAUUCAAGGAUCAGACACCUUGUGCAACAACUGCUUGAGAAAUGAAGCUGUUGUUGCGACAGUAGUUGCUGGCAGAACUUCAAAAUUGGAGCGGGAAAUCCAACAUCUUGCUGCUAUAUGUGGUCAUUGCGGUGGUGCAGAUUGGAUUGUUGAGAGUGGGGUGAAUUGCAUUUCCCUUGCAUGCCCAGUGUUCUAUGAGCGGAGAAAGAUUCAGAGGGAGUUGAGGGUUGUUUCAGAAUCAGCAGGGGAAUCUGGAUAUUAUCCCUUCUGUUGUGCAGAACUCUUCUGAAUUUGCAUUUCUUUGCUCAUAUCCUGUAUAUGCUGUAAAUUUGUAAUAUCUACAAUAUAUGAUGGGGUGUAAUUAUUUUGUUGUAACAUUGUACAAUUGUAUAACAUGUGUUUAUGAAGUAAAUUUAAUUGAUAAUGAUGCAAAUCCAA
This is a messenger RNA of Oryza brachyantha (malo sina), 5657 nucleotides long. RefSeq names its product DNA polymerase zeta catalytic subunit. Gene Ontology annotation, cellular component: zeta DNA polymerase complex; nucleus. Lineage: Eukaryota; Viridiplantae; Streptophyta; Magnoliopsida; Poales; Poaceae. The record is from RefSeq and is a predicted model, not a curated record. Bases 22 to 5508 code for a protein of 1828 amino acids. Gene Ontology annotation, biological process: error-prone translesion synthesis; double-strand break repair via homologous recombination. Gene Ontology annotation, molecular function: DNA binding; DNA-directed DNA polymerase activity; nucleotide binding. The transcript has 23 exons.